Messenger RNA from Suillus subalutaceus, 1768 nucleotides. Its product is annotated as transmembrane amino acid transporter protein-domain-containing protein. Bases 1 to 1662 code for a protein of 553 amino acids. Lineage: Eukaryota; Fungi; Basidiomycota; Agaricomycetes; Boletales; Suillaceae. The record is from RefSeq and is a predicted model, not a curated record. Gene Ontology annotation, biological process: amino acid transmembrane transport. Gene Ontology annotation, molecular function: amino acid transmembrane transporter activity. Gene Ontology annotation, cellular component: vacuolar membrane. The transcript is spliced from 8 exons.
AUGACUCCAGCCGUCAGGAAUCCUCAAGCCUACCUGUCAGAGAAAGAACAGGAUGCGUAUGUUCCUGAUGGCACUACGCCCAAUCUCGAGACAUACAUGCACUAUGCCAAGAUUCAACGUGACAGGGAGGCCCUCUCUGCCAAGAAUGAUGUUGAAGGUAGCCGCUCGGGUGGCCUGAUGAGAAUAUUCAAUCGCUCCCAGGAAUCUGACAGGCGUUCUGUUGCGUCUGAUGGGAAGAAUGUCGCUCAUUCCUCAGAGGAGGGGAGCGGCGCUCUAGUCACCGCAGGCGAGUACCGUGCAGCUUCUGGGGCUCUUAGGACGGCCACGUGGGGAAGCAUGUUCUAUCUUAUAACCACCGACAUUUUGGGUCCUUACUCUACCCCGUGGGCAUUCCAACAAGUUGGAUAUGGUCCUGGUGUAGCCUGUUUCUUCGUCUUCGGCAUUUUGGCUGCAUACGGUGGCUUUCUCCUAUGGUGGAUGUUCUUGAAACUGGACUCGGAAAGGUAUCCCGUCAGGUCUUUCGGAGACUUAGGACAACGCAUCUAUGGCCGUUGGUUCAAGUAUCUCUGCAACAUCUUGCAAAGUUUGCAGCUCGUGUUCAAUGUCGCGAUCAUUAUUCUUCAAAAUGGCCAAGGUCUUUCGCAGAUGGCAAAGUUCAAGCUUAUGCUUCAGCGUUGUAACGUUGUCUGGACCCUGGCUGGAAUGGUACUCGGUCAAAUUCGGACUCUUCAGAAGUUUGGCAAGGUCGCCAAUCUCUCUAUCUGGCUAAACAUCAUUGUAUUGAUUAUGACGAUGGCCUUUGUGGCUAACUCGCCACCUAACUAUACUGCGUCACCGUCUGGACAAGACACAGGCCCCGUGGUGACUCUGGCAAUCAACCUACAGCCUUUCCAGGACCAGCUCGAUGGUAUCAUGCAGAUUGUGUUCUCAUUCGGUGGAUCCAUGAUUUUUGUCGAGUUCAUGGCUGAAAUGCGGCGCCCAAUGGAUUUCUGGAAGGCUAUGGCGUAUGCCCAGAUCUUUAUCUUCAUCGUAUACAUGUUCUUUGGCCUCUUCGUCUACACAUACCAAGGCCAAUAUGUUAUCAAUCCGGCCAACCAGGGAAUUUCCGCUUACGGUCUACAGACUGCAACGAACGCCAUUUCUUUGACCGCUGGUAUCAUUGCUGCUGCAAUGCUUGGCAACAUUGGUAUCAAAGUCAUCUACAACAACGUUUUCGUGGAGAUGUUUGGUUUCCCCCAGUUGACUGUGACUUUGGGUAAAUACUACUUCGCCAUCUCUGUCAUAGUGUAUUGGUCCAUUGCCUUCGUUAUUGGAUCCUCCAUCCCGCUAUUCAGCGACCUCUCGUCGCUGGUUGCUGCCGUUUGCAUCUUCCAGUUUACAUACACCUUCCCACCAUUCAUGAUCUUGGGUUACUGCAUGCAACUGGAUGCUACAAAAGGCGACGGAGAGUUUGACAUCAACAACCCCCACGCCCACCGUGUUGAUACAUGGAGGGAUUUAUCGCGUUGGAAACGUGCAUUUUUCACCAAGAAUACGUUCUUCCACCUGUGGAAUUUCCUUCUCACACUCGCAUGCUUGUCUUGCGCUAUUCUGAGCGCGUACUCGGCCCGUCAUUUCGAUCGUGUCUUCGUUCGAUACCUCGCAUUCUGCGACGUCGUUUAGCUGUAAGUCGCCAUUGGACAACAGUUAAGACCUCAAGUGGUUAAGACAUCAUAGUAUGAAUUCGAAUGUGUGUUAUUAAAAGUUGUAGGAUGUCAUAGAUAAACUC